This is a messenger RNA of Monomorium pharaonis (pharaoh ant), 1808 nucleotides long. Its product is annotated as neuferricin. The transcript has 4 exons. Gene Ontology annotation, cellular component: membrane; endomembrane system. The record is from RefSeq and is a predicted model, not a curated record. The coding region runs from base 65 to 826 and encodes 253 amino acids. NCBI's taxonomy places the organism in Eukaryota, Metazoa, Arthropoda, Insecta, Hymenoptera, Formicidae.
AGAUCACUAGAAAUCGGAGUAGCUCUGCCAUGCCUGAAUUCUCGAGUAUUAUGUAAACAACGCUAUGUUCUCCAAAUAUCUUUGGCUAUCGCUGCUAUUGGGAGUCAUGUAUUUUUUAUAUUCGCGCGGCAUUAUCGAAGCGAUUAAAUCCCACUUGACAUCAAAAGGAACAUUAAAUAUAGUUGACACGAUAUACUUUGGAUUAAAUGAAAAUUUUGGCAGACCAAGGAUAUUUACUGUAGACGAAUUGAAACGAUAUACAAAUCUAGAGAAUGGUUUGUAUCUCUCAAUCUUAGGCCAAGUCUUCGAUGUGACAAAAGGGGAAAAGCAUUAUGGACCUGGAGGAAGUUACCAUGCUUUCACUGGUCGUGAUGCUUCCUUGGCAUUUAUUACUGGAGAAUUUGACGAACAAGGUUUAACUGAUGAUGUAUCUAGUUUAUCAGAACAACAAGUCAAGGCAUUAGACGACUGGCUACAAUUUUAUAAUACAAAUUACAUCUACAAAGGAAAAUUAUAUGGUAGGUACUAUAAUCGAGAUGCCAGUCCAACAACAGAAUUUUAUAAGGUACAAGAAAAACUAUUACUUGCUAAAGAGAAGAAAGCAUUGGAGGAGAAACAGGAAAGGAUGUUUCCAUCUUGUAACAUAGAAUGGAAUUUGAAUAUUGGUACCAUAUUCUGGUGUACUGAAAGAAGUGGUGGAAUGGAUAGAGAUUGGGUGGGAGUACCAAGAAUGUUGUUUGAGACUGCAGGAGCACAAGGCUCCUCUAGGUGCACUUGUGUCAGAUUGGACAGUAAAGAAUAUAAAGAAAAUAAAGCUAGGAUUUAAAGAAUAUGAUGAUUGUGACAAAUACGCGACAAAGUGCGUUGUAAAGAUGAACAAGAAGUGAUCCAAGAAAGUAUUAUACAGCGUCUUUAUCUAUGAUAUUCUAGAUCAUAUUUUUAUUUUUAUAAUAUAUCACAAUGCUAAAAUACAUAGAUUUAAUAUAUUUACUUUAUACCUAAUUGUUUUAUAUAUUUUUUUAUAAUCAGGUAUUUCUUAUAAUUAGUUUUUUUUAUGAAAAGUAUAAAUAAAUACAAUAUUUUUAUGAAACUCAAUGAUACUAUCAUACUAAUCUUGAAAUAGAUGUAAUUUAUAAAUUGUAUUUUAAUAUAUAAGAUGAUACAUAUGUGAAAUACACUGCUGUUCAUUAGUCAAGUCCCACAAGUAUAGGAAUUACUUAGAAACCUUAGCCAGACACUGCCAUCGACUUAAUGAGUUGCAUUCGUUAUUUCUACAUUAGUUACACUUGAAAAAAAAUUCAAUUAAUGAACAGCAAUAUAAUAGAAUGUAUUUAUUUAAAAAAUUGACAAUUUUAAAAGAUAUAAUUCUGUAUUCUCAAAUCUUCGAAUGAUCAGUCUUCUUUCCUCCAUUCUUAAUGUUGAAAUUAACGCGAUAAAACAUUGAAAUUUCUUUUGAACACAUAUUCAUUAUAUUUAUAAAAAAUGUACAUCUUUUCAUUUGUCACUUAAUAAUAUAUGUGUAAAUUUCAACUAAACCUAAACUACAAAUGCAAUGUAUGGUACAAACAAUAUAGAAGGCUUCUAUUCCCUCAUUGCUCGACUCAAUUAUGUUGUCAAAAAAUUUUAUCUAAAUGAAUUAUAUAAAUUAUUCUUUUUUUAUGCUAUAAUUCAAGUUGUAAUGAGGAAACAGAAACUCUAAAAAAAUAAAAAUACAUUAUUGCUCUUUAUGAUAUAUAUAUGCUGUUAGUUUUUCUGUGUGUAAUAUAAGCGAGCAAAAUUUCAUGCAAAUAAAAAUUUAAUUAUCUCCU